Messenger RNA from Symbiodinium necroappetens, 807 nucleotides. NCBI's taxonomy places the organism in Eukaryota, Dinophyceae, Suessiales, Symbiodiniaceae. The record is from the annotation of a GenBank genome assembly.
AUGCCGGCGCAAGUGGGGAAGUACGAAUGGUGCUAUGCAUCCGGCGAAGAUGACAGCGAGGAGAUCAAGGUCUUCGUCCCAAUCGAGGACACCAUAAAAGCCAAAGACUGUGAUGUCAAGAUCACAAAGAAGCAGCUCAAGGUUGGCCUGAAAGGGCAGGAGCCGAUCGUGGAUGACUUCCUGUGGAAGGAAGUCGAUGCGGAUGAAUCGAGCUGGGAGUUGGACAAGGACAAAAACGGGAAGAGAUGUAUCGUCAUUUCCCUCAUGAAGAAGAGCAAGUGGGACAGAUGGGAGUAUCUGGUGAAAUGCGAGGACAUACCUCCAGACACCACCAUCACCAACAAGGUCUUCUUUGACAUUGCCCUCGACGAGACGAAGCUUGGGCGAAUCGUCAUGGGCCUCUAUGGCAAGCAGGUGGAAAACUUCAGAGCUCUUUGCACGGGUGAGAAGGGCGAAGGAAAGGCCGGCAAGCCACUGCAUUACAAGGGAUGCAGCUUCCAUCGGAUCAUCCCGAGAUUCAUGUGCCAGGGCGGGGACUUCACCCACGGUAACGGCACCGGUGGCGAGUCGAUCUAUGGAGAGAAGUUCGCGGACGAGAACUUCAGGGUCAAGCACACCAAGCCCGGCUUGCUUAGUAUGGCCAAUGCAGGUCCUGGUACCAACGGCAGCCAGUUCUUCCUGACGGUGAAGGAGACCCCGCACCUGGACGGCAAACACGUCGUCUUCGGAGAGGUGCUGGAGGGCUACGAAGAGGCCCGGGCAUCCCAUGUGGCAGACUGCAUGGAAUCCCCUUUCCUGUGCUACUAG